AUGGAUCUUGUUGACCCUGAGCCCGUCAUGGCCCCUGAGCCUAUUGUUGCUCCUGAUCUUGCACCAGAGCACGACCCUAUUCAUGAUGAUGCACCAGCUUUUGUACCACCCAUUGCUGACCUACCAGUUGUUGCUCCACCAGUGGUGGAUGAUCCUGUUGUUGAUGUACCGUUACCUGAUCCCGUACUAGCUUUGAUUGACCGAGCCCCAUUCGCCACUCAUAUAGAUCCUCGAUACGUUGACACCCACAACGGGUGGAUCAAUGACGAUGACGAUUACCCACCGUUUGUGCUGCCUGACAUACCGCCACCUCAUCCUGGAGAGGGGUCAUCGAGGCAGCCGCCUGUUUCUAUUCCACCCGUGCUGUCAUCAUCUUUACCGUUCACAUCUCAGUUUCCUCAUGUUGCACCACCUACUGCACCACCUUUCAUGCCAUCGAGCGAGCCAUUUUUAUGGACUACGCCCCCUAUCAUGCCAUUGUCUGAUCCGUCCCACCCGUACCAUGUUGGGUACUCUACGGAGGACAUACUUACAUCCUUGAUGAUACAGCAGGAUGCAUUGACACGUCGUAUUCAGGAGUUGGAGAGAGCUCCACGACCACCUUGCCAGUGUCAGACCCCCUUUGCAGCACCGCACACUCCUCGUCCACUUUCCCCUGAUUCAGACGUUCGUUUCUUGACAUCUGAUCAGCAGAUUACAUAUUUGCUGCGCGUCUGUCGUGCUUUAGAGGAGGACUGGUUACACAUGCAUCGCUUGCUUUUCUCUCGUUUUCCUCCUCCUCCUCAGCCAUCAGCAUAG
Molecule: messenger RNA, 798 nt
Organism: Helianthus annuus (common sunflower)
Lineage: Eukaryota; Viridiplantae; Streptophyta; Magnoliopsida; Asterales; Asteraceae
Product: proline-rich receptor-like protein kinase PERK2
Exons: 2
Coding region: 1-798 (265 amino acids)
Source: RefSeq, a predicted model, not a curated record